CACAUCAGAAAGUGGGUGCCCAGUGUACUUGCCUUUCCCUCGCAGGGUGAUCUUACCAUCUACCUACCUACGUUCUCCAUCAGCCUCCUAUAAUGGCCGGAUCUACAAAGAGCUUGGUUAAAGGCAGCCCUGCUCCAGGCCCAGUACCUGAUGGAUCAAUUCGUGCCUACCUGAUGAGAUUCUGCCCAUUUGCACAGAGGGCAAAACUUGUCUUGGUUGCCAAAGGAAUCAAGCAUGAAGUUGUAUUUGUCAAUACACUGAACAAGCCUGACUGGUUCUUUGAGAAAAGCCCAUUUGGUUUGGUACCAGCUAUUGAGACCAGCAAGGGGCAGCUGAUCUAUGAAUCUGCGAUUGUAUGUGAUUAUCUGGAUGAGGUGUUUCCUGGGAAGAAACUCACUCCGGAGGACCCAUUUCAAAAUGCCCAACAGAAGAUGUUGCUGGAACAUUUUUCCAAGGCUUCAAGUUUGUUGUUUAAAAUUGUGGGGGCAAAAAAAAAUAAUGAAGACACAUCAGCGAUAAAGAAGGAGUUCCUGGAGAAGCUGAUUCAAUUUGAUCAGAUCGUGGCUAAACUGAACACUCCUUACAUUGGUGGCAGCAGCGUCUCUAUGGCUGACUACAUGAUGUGGCCCAUUUUUGAACGAUUUGGCAUUUUUGGAGUGGAAGACUGUUUGGAUAAAACCCCUCACCUCCACCAGUGGUACCAGCUCAUGUUGAAGGAUCCAGCAGUCCAGGCAACAAUUACUAAGCCAGAGGUUCUAGAAGGUUUCUUUAAACUUUACCUCCAGGGAAAUCCAGAAUCGGUAGACUAUGGCAUUUAAUAAUAGUGACCUUUUACAUUGAAUGGAAUGGCAUCAUGAAUAUGUUUGUAUUUUAAUAAAUACUUUCAGAAUGC
Messenger RNA from Xenopus laevis (African clawed frog), 892 nucleotides. It is a transcript of the gene gsto1.S, whose product is annotated as glutathione S-transferase omega 1 S homeolog. Gene Ontology annotation, cellular component: cytoplasm. Gene Ontology annotation, molecular function: glutathione dehydrogenase (ascorbate) activity; glutathione transferase activity; methylarsonate reductase activity. The record is from RefSeq and is marked provisional. Lineage: Eukaryota; Metazoa; Chordata; Amphibia; Anura; Pipidae. Gene Ontology annotation, biological process: glutathione metabolic process; cellular oxidant detoxification.